UGGCAUUCGUCCUGUUGCUUUCACUUCCCCCUCUGGCCUUCUGCCUCAGUGAGCGUGGUAACUUCCUCCUCCGGUCCUCUGUCACCUUUUGACUGCUCUGUGGGGACUUUCAAUUCACAAACUGGAUCUAGUCUUGAAACUGGGAGCCCUUCAGUCAGGAUGCAGCAGAACGUGUGAGCUGUGGGUCUUCUCUGGGUUUGGUCGUGAUGGCAGAACCUCCAGGGGGCGCUGGAGACCCAGCAAAGAUGAACUGGUUCAGUCCAGGUGAAUUCUCCAGUUUAACCACUAAGGAGCUGCAGCAGAACCUGCGACUGGAGAAGCGCAGGGAGCGACCCGUCCAGCUGUUGUUUGAGAUCCCGUCGUCUCGGAUUGUCCAUCAGGCCAUUAGCAAACAUGUGGUGCAUGAAGUUGUGGUGAUGCGCUCCGGCAGCUUUGACUCUCGCCGGGUUUCUGUGGAGAGGCGCUACAGUGACUUCCGUGAGCUCCACCACAAACUGCAGGAGGAGUUUAGGGAGGAAUUGGAGGAGGUGCAGCUCCCCCGUAAGCUUCUGACCAGGAACUUCAGCCUCGAAGCCAUGUCAGAGCGGCGGCUGGCUCUCCAGGACUACCUGUCGCAGCUCUUUGCUCUGCGCUGCAUCAGGCACUCUCCCCUGUUUGCUGAGUUUUUCACCACACAGGAGCAAAGGCAAGCGCAUGUGCUGCUGAGAGCGGGCCAGUUCAAGGCAGCUCUGGAGCUGCUGCAAACUAUCCUGGAGAUCCAGGACAAGCUGCUGCUGUGGCAGAAGCCCACCCUGCAGGUACCGACCCUGUCAGCGCUUGUGGUGUGUUACCGGGACCUGGACCAGCCAGAGGAGGCCAUCUGCACUGCUAACAGAGUGCUUCCAAUAGUCAGACGCUACGGGCUGCGGGUCUACAGAGCUGCACUGCUGGAGCUGAUGGUGGACCUGGGAUACCAACUGGGUCAACCUGUGGCCCAGCUACAGGAGGAGCUGACUGUCUUGAGAGACUCUGAGAGGGGAGAGGCAACGCAGCGCUCCCUGAAGGAAGUGGUGAUCAGCAACUUCAUCUGAGAGGAUUAUUUAAUAUGUCAUUGAAAAAAAACAGCCGAUACACGGCCCAGAUGGAUCAGUUUGUGAUGAACAAACAUUCUUGUAAAAGUUGAUAGUUUUUUAGAUAAGGGUUCUCUAGAGUUCAAUAUGUUCCUUUUAAUCAAACGCAUUGUUGUUCAGGCUUUUAGUGACAACACUGAGACAUUCUAUGACCUGUGUUUUAUAGUUUGCUUUAUGAUCUGACUUUUACUAUUAUAUAUUAUAUUAUUAUUAUUAUUAUAUUUUAUUGUAUCUUAUUUUAUUUUAUUUGUUUGAACAAAAAUAGGCUAUUUUGAUACAAUCAGUGGUUGUCAUGAAGUAGCUUACAAAUAAAGUUUUUUGAAUCCAC
Molecule: messenger RNA, 1437 nt
Organism: Oryzias melastigma (Indian medaka)
Lineage: Eukaryota; Metazoa; Chordata; Actinopteri; Beloniformes; Adrianichthyidae
Gene: snx20
Product: sorting nexin 20
Exons: 3
Coding region: 207-1070 (287 amino acids)
Biological process (GO): protein transport
Cellular component (GO): early endosome membrane
Molecular function (GO): protein binding; phosphatidylinositol phosphate binding
Source: RefSeq, a predicted model, not a curated record